Molecule: messenger RNA, 3077 nt
Organism: Mauremys mutica (yellowpond turtle)
Lineage: Eukaryota; Metazoa; Chordata; Testudines; Geoemydidae
Product: major histocompatibility complex class I-related gene protein-like
Exons: 8
Coding region: 121-1176 (351 amino acids)
Biological process (GO): immune response
Cellular component (GO): external side of plasma membrane
Source: RefSeq, a predicted model, not a curated record
UCUGUCGCAACGGGCAGGACACGCCCGUGGUGCCCAAUCCCCGCGGGGGGGCGGCUCCCAGGGCCGGCAGCAGCGCCCCCCGCCCGCCCCACAGCACAGCGGGAUCGCGACCCACACGGCAUGGGGGGCCCAGGCAGCCUCCUCCUCCUCCCCCUCCUCCUGCUGGGGGGCGCUGAGUCACGGUCGCACUCCCUGCAGUACUUCCUGACGGCCGUCUCGGAGCCCGGCCCAGGGGUGCCCGAGUUCACCGUGGCCGGCUACGUGGACGGGCAGUGCUUUGUGGAGUACGACGGCGAGGCCCAGCAGAUGCGGCCCCGGGCGCCCUGGAUGCAGGAGACCCAGCCCGAGGUCUGGGAGCGGGAGAACCACGUCCACAAGGUGCGUCAGGCCUGCUUCCGGGGCAAGGUGCGGAGCCACAGGCACCUCUACAACCAGAGCAGGGGCUUCCACAUCUUCCAGUACGCCUACGGCUGCGAGAUCCGGGCCGACGGCAGCACCGGGGGCUUCCGGCGCUUUGGCUACGACGGGGGCGACUUCCUGAUCUACGACGCCACCCGGCACCGCUGGGAGGCUCCCGCCCGGGAGGCCGAGGCCACCCAGCGCCGCUGGAACGGGGACCCGGUCGCCCUGCAGUACUAUCGCCACUUCCUGGAGCGGGAGUGCGUGGAGGCCCUGCAACGCUACCUGCAGCUCGGGCAGGGGGCGCUGGCCAGGCGGGAGCGCCCGGCCGUGCGGGUCACCGGCAGAGACGCCCCCGGCGGCCCCACCACCCUCUGCUGCCGGGCCCACGGCUUCUACCCCCGGGACAUCGCCCUGAGCUGGCUGCGACACGGGGGGAGCAGCGAGCAGGAGACGGGGCGAGGGGGGGUCCUGCCCAACGGGGACGGGACCUACCACGCCUGGGCCACGGUGGAGAUCGACCCCCGGGAGAGAGGCCUGUACCGCUGCCGUGUGGAGCAUGAGAGCCUGGCCGAGCCGCUCAUCACCGGGUGGGAGCCGCCGUCCGAGUCGCUGCUGGUCCCGGUGGUGGCGGGCGUGAUCCUGGCCCUGGGGGCGGUCGCCGUGCUGGCCGGCCUGGCCUGGAGGAGGAGGCAGUCAGGGCCCAAGGCGGAUCUGUACUCGCCGGCGCCGGCCAGCGAGCAUGGAUCGGACAGCUCCAUCACCGCUCUAACGUAGCCGAUCGGAGCCGGAGGAGACUCCAGACUGUGAAGACACGGACUGAUCGGGGGGGCUCCAGCCCCCCAGCCCCUCCUCAGCGUUAUCUCCCUGUUACUCCUGGCGUAGGGCCUCGGAGCUGUGCGAGGUGAACAGCCCCACGUCUCCUGAACCUCCCGCCUCCCUGGGACCCACUGCUGGGGCUGCCUGCCCCGUGCUCUGCGUGUCGGACGCGCACUGGGCAGCCCCGAUGGGCACGGCCGGCCCCAUUCACUGCAUGGUUUAUUUCAUGUGUGAGUCCCUCGGGGCAGGGACCGCGGCCUCCUUAUCUCUGGGGUGCACGGAGCCCCCGCCCAGCAGCCACUGGGGGAGGGCCGGUCACGUGGAAAACCGCAAUUUUUGGCCCCAAACUGAACAUUUCUGGCUGAAAACCACCAAAUUUCACGUGGCGAAGCUGCCGCCGUCGCCCGGGGGAGCUGGAGUUCGGGUGCCCCGCGCUCCCACUCGCUGUAGGCCGGGCUCCCUCGGUGCAUCAUGGGAGUCCCUGCUGGUGGGAGCAGUGCGGUCUGGGAGCCAGGACUCCUGGGUCCUAUUCCCAGCUCUGCUGCUGGCUCGCUGUGAGGCCCUGAGUGAUUCCUGUCCCCGCUCCGUGCCUCAGUUUCCCCCUCUUGAAAACAGGGAGAAAACUUUACUUCCUGUCCUGAGGGGGGGGGGGGGCUUGUGAGGGUGCCUGUUACAGGGCCUUGUCCCAUAGGUAGGUGUGUGUGUGUGUGUGUGUGUGUGUGUGUGUGUGUGUGUGUCUCUCUCUCUCUCUCUCUCUCUCUGUUUAAAGCACUUUGAAGACAGUUUGUCACAGCACCCAGCAGUGGAGGGAGGAGGGUUCUGGUGCUGCUGGCACUGGGUGGACCCGCAGAACCGGGGUCUGACCCGCUGCCGUCCCUACCCCAGCCCCAGGCACAAACUCCUCGCUGGGCCGUGUGCGUUGUCCCCGGGAUACAGACACGGCCCUUUCUGUGCUGCCCUGGGAGUGCGUCCGGCGCGGGGGCUCCGUGGACCCUGGGCCUGCAGCUGCGGGUCUGUCCCGUGUCUGCGGCUGGGGGUCUGGCAGCUGGUGUGUGUGUUCUCGUCGGCGUGAGACGGACCCGCCAGAGACUGUCACGCUGCUGUUAAAAUCAGCUUUUCAUUCACUAUAAACGUCGACACAAAAUUAACCAAAGUGGAAACGACCCAUUUUUACCUCGUGGAAAUGAACCGUUCGGCCGCGUCAGGCGAUAACGAGGGAUGGUUCGUUUUGCCGUUUGCCCUGGUACCACACAGUUCACUGAAAUCACCCCGUUCCCCGGAGCAUUUCCCUUCUCAUUGGUCGCAUUUCUCAAUGCACCAAAUCUUUGUAAGAUGUUUUCUAGCCCUGCUGGCACCUGGCAACCACAACACCCCUAGGGGCUCGAACCCGGAGGGUGUUUAAACAGAACCGGGAGUUUGAAAAUCCUCCGUGGUUUUUUUUAAGCUGAUCUCAAAUUUUCAGGGGCCCAGCUGGUGAUUUCCGACCCCUCGGAGUUACGGAUAUAAGCGUUGCUCCUCGGCGACCCCCCAGCUGCGCUCUCGGGGCGGGCUCCUCAGCGGUGGAGAUCAGCGUGGCCACGCCGGGGCGAUGGAGCUCAGUUACCCCAGCGGGAGCGCUGGCCCCUCGGUGCUGGUGAUGCUCCGUCUCCCGCUGUGCGGCGUGGGCAGAGCUGUGUGUGCUGAGGGGCGCCAUUGCAGGCUGGCUUUGAGGUUGGGUUUUCCUCCCCCAGGCCUGCUCGUCGCUCCCCGUCGCCCAGCCUGUGACGAAGUGGGGGAUUUUCUUGUUUUUUCCAACACACCUGUGACGAACUGGGACUGUUCUCAAUGUUUUCUCUGAAUACUGUGUGGGUGCCUCAGUC